UCUGCGCUGCGCCGCUUCCCUCUCAACUUCACUCCGGGUGACUUCUUUCCUUCUCAUUCUUUUCUUCUUAUUUUGAUGACAUCACAUCUUUUAUCGCAAGGCCCUGGAUGGGAUGCUACUAGCUAUUAUUCCCUCUCCCCAAACUAAACAUUUCACCUCUCCGAAUGAGAAGUUUUGGAUGUACUGAUUUACCGGAUUGAAUGGGGGGAACCACUUUUGGAGACUUUACGCAUCAACUUGAGGGAUGAAUGUGAACUUCUUUACUGCCCGUUUUUGUUGAUUUUUGCUCCUUUUUAAUGUGAUUUAACUUAGUCAAAAAACUAAGUGUUGGUUCCACACAUUACGAUCUUGAGGUGGAACUUUUUUCUCUUUUUCAAACGCUUGGAGAUCCAACUUUCAAUCACAGCCGCAAGGAUUUCUUGUUCGGAUUCAAUCGGAGUGGAUAUCAUGCCUCGGGGGACUGAACCGAGCUGGCUUUGGAUUCUUUCCUUGGCCCCGGUCUUGGUUCUGUGUGUGUCCAGCGUGCACGCAUGCCCGCACAAGUGCAGCUGCUCCGGAUCCCAUGUGGACUGUCAGGGUCUGGGGCUCAAGACGGUACCGAAGGGGAUCCCGCGCGGAGCUGAGCGCUUGGACCUAAACAGAAACAACAUCACGCGGGUCACCAAGGUGGACUUUUCUGGCCUCAAGAACCUUCGAAUUCUUCACCUGGAGGACAACCAAAUCAGUGUCGUCGAGAGAGGAGCCUUCCAAGACCUGCGAUUGCUGGAGAGACUCCGACUAAACAGGAACAGGCUCGCGCUGCUCCCGGAACUUCUCUUCCAGUCCAAUCCUAAACUGGGCCGACUAGACCUGAGCGAGAACCAGAUCCAGGCGGUGCCGAGGAAAGCCUUCAGAGGAAUCACCAACGUCAAGAACCUGCAACUGGACAGCAACCACAUCAGCUGCAUUGAAGAUGGGGCUUUCCGAGCACUGCGCGAUCUGGAGAUUCUCACUCUCAACAACAACAACAUUACCCUCAUCCCGCUGUCCAGCUUCAACCACAUGCCCAAGUUGCGGACGCUGCGUCUCCACUCCAAUAACCUUCACUGCGACUGUCACCUGUCCUGGCUCUCUGAUUGGUUGCGAGCGAGGCGCGGCUUGGCGCCCUUCACUCAGUGCAUGGCCCCCGCCCACAUGAGGGGCCUGAACGUUCCUGAUGUACAGAAGAAGGAUUUUGUCUGCAAUGGCCCCACCCAUAUCGAGCCGAGGACGUGUGCACCCCUGGUGGCAGUGUGCCCGGCCAGCUGCACAUGCAACAACAACAUCGUGGACUGCCGCCGCAAAAGCCUAACCGAAAUACCCGCCAACCUCCCAGAGGGCAUCAUAGAGAUUCGUCUGGAGCAGAACUUGAUCAAAAAUGUCCCACCCGGAGCUUUUUCUUCCUACAAAAAGCUCAAGAGGAUAGACUUGAGUAAGAACCAGAUUUCUGACAUUGCCUCCGAUGCCUUCAGCGGCCUCCGCUCGCUCACCUCCCUGGUGUUGUAUGGCAACAAGAUCACUGAGCUGCCGAAAGGAUUAUUUGACGGCCUGGUGUCCUUGCAGCUACUCCUCCUGAAUGCCAACAAGAUCAACUGUCUUCGCGUCAACACCUUCCAGGACUUGCACAAUCUCAACCUGCUUUCACUAUACGACAACAAGUUACAAACCAUCAGCAAGGGACUUUUCACACCACUGCGCUCCAUCAAAACUCUUCAUCUGGCCCAGAAUCCCUUUAUGUGCGACUGUCACCUGAAGUGGCUGGCCGACUUUCUGUUCGACAACCCCAUUGAGACCAGUGGGGCGCGCUGCAGCCACCCCAGAAGGCUGGCCAACAAGCGCAUCAGCCAAGUCAAAGGCAAGAAGUUUCGUUGCACAGGUCAAGAGGACUACCGCAGCCGUCUGAGCGGUGAGUGUUUCCAGGACCUGGUUUGUCCCGAGAAAUGCCGCUGCGAGGGCACUGUGGUGGACUGCUCCAAUCUGAAACUGACCCGCAUUCCCUCACACAUCCCGGAACACACAACCGAUCUGCGGCUCAACGACAAUGAGAUUGCCCUAUUGGAGGCGACCGGGAUGUUCAAGAAGCUGCCAAACUUGAAGAAAAUCAACCUGAGCAACAACAAGCUGCGGGACAUCCGCGAGGGAGCUUUCGACGGAGCGUCGGGCGUUCUGGAGCUUCUUCUGACUGGCAACAAGCUCACAGGACUGCAGGGACGAAUGUUCCGAGGCCUUACUGGCUUGAAAACUCUAAUGCUGCGGAGCAACCAGAUCAGCUGCAUUGACAACACGACAUUUACGGGCCUGAGCUCGGUGCGUCUGCUCUCGCUGUACGACAACCGGAUCGCCAGCAUCGCCCCGGGAGCCUUUGCCACCCUGCACUCCCUCUCCACAAUUAACCUCCUGUCCAACCCGUAUGUGUGCGACUGUCACUUGGCCUGGCUGGGUCAGUGGUUGAAGAAGACCAGAGUGGUGAGUGGAAACCCUCGCUGUCAGAGGCCCGCCUUCCUCAAGGAGAUCCCCAUCCAGGACGUGGCCAAUCCCGACUUCACCUGCGAUGGUGGCGAGGACAACGGCUGCCUUCCUUCAUCUGGCUGCCCUGAUGUUUGCACAUGCUCAGACAGCGUGGUGCGAUGCAGCAACAGAGGGCUGCACUCGCUGCCCAAGGGCAUUCCCAAGGACGCCACGGAACUUUAUCUGGAGGGUAAUAUGCUGACUACUGUGCCCAAGGAGCUGGCGGCCCUGAAGCAUCUGUUACUGGUAGACCUGAGCAACAACAGUAUCAGCACGGUGCCGCCGUACACCUUCAGCAACAUAACUCAACUGGCCACGCUCAUCCUGAGCUACAACCAGAUUCGCUGCAUCCCUGUCCACGCCUUCCAUGGUCUCAAGUCGCUCCGCCUGCUGACUCUUCACGGAAACGACCUCUCAACUAUCCCGGACGGCGCGUUCAACCACCUCACCGCUUUGUCCCACCUGGCUCUCGGUGCCAACCCCUUGUACUGCAACUGCGAUCUACGCUGGCUCUCCCAGUGGGUUAAGGCCGGCUUUAAAGAACCCGGCAUCGCUCGCUGCACCGGACCUCCUGACAUGGCUGACAGGCUGCUGCUGACCACACCACUCAACAAAUUCCAGUGUAAAGGUCCAGUGGAUAUCAGCCUUGUGUCAAAAUGUGCCCCCUGCCUGGCGGAGCCUUGCCGGAAUAACGGCACAUGUGUGUCCGACCUAUCUGGAUCCUACCAGUGCACCUGUCCAUUUGGAUUUAAGGGUCAGGACUGCGAAGUGGCCAUUAACGCCUGUGUUAGCUUCCCCUGCCUGAAUGGAGGGACGUGUCACCUUCAGCCGGGCCUUGAAGACCACUUUAGCUGCGUGUGCUCGCCGGGCUUCGAGGGCCAACGCUGCGAGGUGAACCCGGACGACUGCGAAGACAACGACUGCGAGAACAAUGCCACCUGCGUUGACGGCAUCAACAACUACACUUGUGUCUGUCCGCCCAACUACACAGGUGACCUUUGCGAAGAGGUGCUGGAUCCCUGUCUUCCUGGUUUCGACCCCUGUGAGCACGAUUCCAAGUGUGUCCACGUCGGUCGCAGUUACAGGUGUGAGUGUUUGCCAGGCUACGUGGGCCAUUUUUGUGAGCAAGACUACAACGACUGUCUGGAGAAUAAGUGUCAACAUGGCGCUGAGUGCGUGGAUGCUGUCAACGGCUACACGUGUGUGUGCAAGGAGGGCUUCAGUGGCUUGUUCUGCGAGAAUCCCCCGCCCAUGAUUUUGCUGCAGACCAGCCCGUGUGACCAGAGCGAGUGCCAAAACAGUGCCCAAUGCCUGCUGGUGGCUGGCGAACCUGUCUGCCGCUGCAUGCCCGGCUUCUACGGCAACAAAUGUGAUAAAAUGGCCACCGUUCACUUCCUGGGGCGAGAGGCGUACGUGGAGCUCCCGGGCGCAAAGUUACGCCCCAAUGUUCACAUUUCAUUCCAGGUGGCCACCGACAAAGACAAUGGUAUUUUGUUUUAUAAGGAGGACCACGACCCCUUGGCUGUGGAACUGUAUCAAGGUCACAUUCGACUCAUCUAUGACAUGGCAAGCUAUCCUCCCACGACAGUGUACAGUGUUGAGUCUGUCAACGACGGGCUUUUCCACACCGUGGAGCUGUUGAUUCAGAACCAUUCACUCAGCCUGGUGGUGGACAAUGGCGCCCCCAAGAGCCUGGGCAAGCUAGCGCGCCAACCAUCCGUCGACCACAACACGCAGCUUUACAUCGGAGGCGUGCCCUACCAGGUCCUGGCCACGGGCCUUCGGACCAGUCCAGAACGCUCGCCUCAGUUCUUCAACGGCUGCAUCCACAAUGUCCAAAUUAACGGGGAAGCGCAGGACCUGAGCUACCGAGCCACAGGAGGGCGACCGGUGGAGGGCAAGGGCGAUGGCGUCCUUGUGGGCUGUCACUCAUGCAGCGUGUGCGCGCAAGGAACGUGCAGAGAGGGCGGCGAGAUGGGCGUCACCUGUCAGUGCCCGCCUGGACGCAGUGGGACAUUGUGCGAACAGGCCACAGUGCCAAAUCCCUGUCAGGGCAGCAGAUGUGUUCACGGUUUAUGUGUGCCCAAGGGGUCAUCCUACAGCUGCAAGUGCAGCGAGGGCUACCAGGGCCAGUUCUGCGAGCGGCAGCAAGUGCCCGCGGCCUGCAGGGGGCAGCGCUGCGGGCAUGGCGAGUGCAGAGUGUCCGAGGGUGGGGAGCCCGUCUGCAAUUGUCUGCCUGGCUACGCUGGACCCACAUGUGACACUGACUUGACGUGUCAAGGUGAGAUGGUGCGAGAGCAGUUGAAGCGCCACCAAGCCAUGCGGACGUGCACGUCCACCAGCAAGAUCCCGCGCAUGGACUGCCCCCGAUCGUGCCAAACGGCGGCGCCCCCCGGCAUCUGCUGCGGUGUCAGCAAGACCCGCCGGAGGAAGGUGGUGUUCCGCUGCACCGACGGCACCUCGUACUCCGAGGAGAUGGAGACGGCUCUGGAGUGCGGCUGCGCCAGGUGCCCGUUGUAACGGCACCCCGGCUCCACCCCGCACCCCCUCCCCCACACCCGUCUUGUGAAUUUGGCACCGCCAUUAACACAAUAUGCGUUUUGUUUACACAUCCCGUUCGACGGCCGCCAGUUUGCUGCAGGAGAAACCACAAUGGGGACACCGUGUGUGUACGUGUGUGUUUUAGAGAGCGCUUGCGUGUGUGUGCGUGCGUGCGCGUGUGAGUGUGUGUGCGCGUGCAGAGAGAAAUAUAUUGUAAGAUACAAGUGAGGAGGAAAAAAAAAAGCAUAGAACUUAUUUUUAUUAUGAAUUUUCUCCUUCUAAAAGAUGAUAAGGACUGAUUAGUUGUUUUUUUUUUUAAUAUGUUGAUUAUACGUGCUACAUAGGAUAUUAUUUUGUACUUUGUAAGAACAAAAAAAAACCUACAUUUCGGAAUAGAGUAACAUUCCUUUAAAAAAAGUGUAAGAAAUUAUAUAUAUGUAUAAAUCUAUAUAGAAUUUAUACCCUAAUCCAAUUAAUUGUGUAUUUAGUGUAUUUGCAUGAUCUUUGGACACUUCGUUGUGGAAAAUGAAAGUUCGCUCACUCCUUUUUGGCCUAAAAAGGGAACCGUACGUGCCUAGCUUGAAAAACAAAAACACGGAAAUCAACUUCACCUUUGAGACUCUUGUCCUCCGAGAUGUAUUUUUUUAAGCAAUGUUCAUCUACACUUCCACUGUUUGUACACAAAACUCGGGCAGGGGUGGAAAACCGAAAUGCGAAUAAAACCUCAGUGGAUUAAAAGUGCCACAAAAUCCCCUCCAUCCCCCAAACCAAAACCCUCUGGAUCUAGUUCCAUAAGUCAAAAAUCUUCAUGUCAUCAUCUUUUGUCUUUACACACUUUUCCUCGUUAUGUGCCUUUUUUUGUGUGUAACUUCUUCAGGCCUCUGAUUGGCUGGAACCGAAGCCAUUCGACUCAGGGUUUCCAGUGUAGCUCCACAUUACCAGCAGGGAAGAACUCACACGCCUAUUUUUAACAUUUUACCAGAUUUUAAAAAAUGCCAGAUACCCCACACAUGACAAAAAAAAUUGUGUCGUGUGCUUUUAAUACUUUCAAUUGUCAUUUAAAAUAUUAACACAUCUGUGUCCCUUAAAGCGGUCAGGUUCACCCUAAAGCAUUCGAUGUUGAUGAUCUGAUGAUACCACUGAGGUAUUUAACUUUUGGAAAAUUAAGUUUGAAGUUGAAUAUGACAAGCAACCCAGCUCUGAGUUGUAUUUUUAUAGUAGAUGCAACCGCUGCUGAUUCAUCGAAAGUAGUCUAUUUCAAUUCUUCCAGUUGAUUCAAAAACAUCCAAAAUUAAGAGAUCAAAUCCGUAGCAUUUGAAGAUCAUAUGCACAAUUGCGCCUAUCCGAUACCCCAAGUGUAGUACCAAGUCUGACCUGUGAGAGGCAGCAUGGUGCUAUACAACAUCCAGACGACUGGAAAAUACAAAGAAGAAAAUAGAAAGUCCUUGGCUUACUUUUUGCUUAACUUGUUUUCAUGAUUUCUGAUUGAUUUGAGAUUGUCCAAAUCGAUUUAUUAAGAAGCUAAUCAGCUCAGCGUUACCUUUAACGCCAACCCAUAAUUGAUGAACUUGUGCCUGAUCGUCAGUGUGUGUUUGUGUAUUCCACUUAAGUGUGUCUUGACAAAAACUCUUUGAGUUGAUUUUGGAGGGACCAUGACUCUUUGGUUUCAUGGGACAUUGCCCAAAUAAUUGGUUGAGGGUUUGAGUGUGCUUACACUGCAAAAACUGGCCUUUCAAAAAAUGAGAAAAAGAAUAGAAGAAUUAGAACGGUAGUACUAAAUAUGAACAAAAUUGUACAAUGGUACAAUUCAGAGUGUCCCAUUAACCCACCACGCAUGUUUUUGGAAUGUGGGAGGAAACCGAAAUACCCGGAGAAAACCCAAGCGGGCAUGGGGAGAACAUGUAAACUCCAGACAGGAAGGCCGGAACCAUAAUUGAAUCCUAACAACCUGCGCUGUGAGGCAGACGUGCUAACCAGGCGCUCACUGUGCCGCCUCUUGACUUGAAAAACCCAGCUUACAACGAGUGUCUUUAUACAACCAACUCAUAACCAGUAGUACAUUUUCAGUUACAACUGAAAAUAGCAUAAGAUUUUUCAAGAAGCAACUUGCUGAAGCAAGUUUUUAUACACAAACUGUCUGAUAAGAAGAAAUACCCCCCAAUGCAUAUUUUGCUUUAAGAUUUUUAACCCCUUUUUUUUGCAGUGUAAGUGCACCCACUGAAAAUGUUUGUCUUGGUCCCAGCUCUUGAUUCUCUUUUCUUUAAUUUUGAGUUAGUAAAUAAAAAGGGACAGCAGUAAACAACGUUCAAUAUGUCUGUUCUAUAAACAAAACAGGAACGUUAGCACCGGUGCUAACGCUAACAUGACCUUUAAAGCUUACCAGGCGGGUCCACUGAGCAUAUUACAGACCACAUGGAAAAGAAAAAUAAAAAGCAGGUGAUCUGAGAACACCACGGCAACGACAGAGAUCCUCUUCUCCUGAGCCAGUGCGUCAAAUGUUAAUGCCGUUAUUUUAAGCUCACUUGUUACAUGUGCUGCUUUUUUUUUUUUUUUUUGUGCCAAAGUUUGCUGGAUGUACCUUUGAAUGCAAAAUAAGUUGGUGUGGUCAGAAUUCAUAACGCUGCUCCGACCCAAUGUUGGAUGGACGCACACAGAGCUCAACAAAGUCAAAAGUAGUGCCUUGAUUUUAAAAGAUGUCUCGGAAAAAAAAAUGUCCUAAUGUGAUUUAUUCAUUAAACUCCACAACUCGGGGGAGAAAAAAAAAGUCACUCAUUGUCAUGCAGCAACAGCAACACAUUGCAGAAAAGGAAACUGCAGCACCACAGAAAAAGCCGCCUGCUGUUGUUCUUCACAUGUGAUGCAUUCACAAACGCCUCAUCUAUGCGCUCUUGCGCGACUAUUAAAAGCAUAGCAAGGCACGAAAAGGUAAAACACUACUAGGCUUGCAAAGGGAAGGAACAUUUUUCUUACGUUUCCAUGGGAGACUUUUGAAAAAGUUAUCGGUCAAGAAUAGAUGCUAACAUUUAAUGUGGUCUUAAACAAAUAUUUUCUUCAAUCAAUUAUUUCAUUGAAGAAAAACAAGUUCAACAUUACUCACAAAACAAAACGACGCAUUUAAAACCACGCAACUUUGCCUUGGGUUUGUUACUAGCUUAAUGCUAAUGCAGAAUGCAAAACGCCCUGCAUGAGCUCAUGAAACAACAUAAACCGUGGAACAACACAUCGACACACAAUAUAACAAUACUCACAGGCAUACAUUCUUUAUCCCCUGCUAAAAUGACUAAAAGUGCAUCUUACUAGAAUAUUAUGAAAUUAUUAUUCUACAUGUAAGUCUUUAGUUCAUGACCAACUGGUGGCCAUAACGCGUACCCCAGGAGAUGCACAUUGUGAGGCCCAUGGGAAUGUUCCAAUUUUGAAAAAUUCCUGCAAUUUUGCAACCCUAAACACUACUGUAUUCUACUUUAACGUACUCUACACGUUUACAAAAGUGUCCCAUCGGCAGUAUUAUCUCCAGUUCAGCUGCUUUUCCUGAUGUCACGGCUCACCUCUUUGUGUGACAAUUCACGCUUGCCAUUUUCGCUCACAACCCCUGUACAACCCCUCGACCCCUUUGAAGGUUUCUUAGCUCGUCAAUGUGAAGACAGAAGACAAAAUCAUUUCAAUCCAAACACUUCAAUGUUCUCCAGGUUGAAAACACAAAAGUGAUUGAUGAUGCAGAUGUUGAAUGUUAAAAAUUAAACUACCAUUGAAACUU
Hippocampus comes (tiger tail seahorse) is the source of this 8821-nucleotide messenger RNA. RefSeq names its product slit homolog 3 (Drosophila) (gene slit3). The transcript has 38 exons. Gene Ontology annotation, biological process: negative chemotaxis; axon guidance. The record is from RefSeq and is a predicted model, not a curated record. Bases 448 to 5046 code for a protein of 1532 amino acids. NCBI's taxonomy places the organism in Eukaryota, Metazoa, Chordata, Actinopteri, Syngnathiformes, Syngnathidae. Gene Ontology annotation, molecular function: calcium ion binding; heparin binding; Roundabout binding.